Molecule: messenger RNA, 1871 nt
Organism: Hemicordylus capensis (graceful crag lizard)
Lineage: Eukaryota; Metazoa; Chordata; Lepidosauria; Squamata; Cordylidae
Product: glycine N-acyltransferase-like protein 3
Exons: 7
Coding region: 299-1270 (323 amino acids)
Cellular component (GO): mitochondrion
Molecular function (GO): glycine N-acyltransferase activity
Source: RefSeq, a predicted model, not a curated record
GGGGAGGGACUGAGGAGGCUCCAAGGAGGAGGAGGUCAGAGUUAUGGAGGAGGGACAGUGGCUCUGAACAUUUCUGGAUUGCAUUUGUGGAUGCAACUCAUCUGGCCCUGGAAGCCUAAAUUCAUUUAAACUUAUCAGAAAGUGCUUUGUGCAGUCACAUGGAUUUAUUUUUUGUCUCCUGUGAAGAAUACACAUCCUACUGCACAAAGAAUACACAUCCUACAGUUUUCCCCUUCCUUGAUAUUGUAAGUUUCCUCUCACUAGGAAAACGUGGCUGACCACAGGUGAGCAGCUGACAAUGCAACAGAAUGCAAGUGGUUUAGAACAGAAUGAUCUUGCCUAUGAUGAGCAUGGAAGGGGUGCUUGCCACAGGAUUUCCCUUGCUAUCUGCCCAUCUGCCUCCCAAGCGAUGCUGAUCCUAUCCUGUUCCUCCAAGUUACGGCUGCUGGAGGGGAUACUGCGGAAGAACCUUCCACAGACACUUCCGGUCCAUGGGGCAAUAAUGAACAUAAAUCGUGGGAAUCCAGCUGGCCAUGAGGUGAUCGUGGAUUCCUGGCCAGAGUUCAAAGCUGUUCUGACCCGGCCUCACAGAGAGAUUGCCUUAGAUGACUCAGAUGUAUAUGCCAACAUGUAUGCAGCAUUUUACAGGGAUCUUGAUGUGUACCGAACACUGUUGCAGAGCAAAGAUGUUGUCAACUGGGCCCAAAACUUCCGCAUCCAUGGUAUCCGAGAGGGGAUAUUGGAGGUCUCCAAAGAUAUAUCUGCUGCCAAGCAAGUGAAGUUGUCAUCAGCUCCCUUCUUCUGCUAUUUGCACACUAACCCAUACAAAGCCCCCGAUCAUCGGCUAGAUCCUGGCUUCAAACUUGCUUCCUUGAAAAGCACUGAUGUUGAUAUGCUGAAUGAAACGUGGAACUACGGAGGCAGUGAACAAAGCCGUAGGUACCUGGCCACCCUGAUUGGAUAUUUCCCCAGCACUUGCAUCCUGGAUGCCAAUGGUGUCUUAAUCAGCUGGAACACGAUGGAUCCUUUUGGUGCAAUAGGACAUAGCUACACCCUUCCAGCACACCGUGGCAAAGGCUAUAUAGCUGUGGGGUCAAAGGCACUGGCCAUUAAAGCCUAUGAAGCUGGCUACCCUGUGUAUGGCAAUGUUGCACUAGAUAAUAUUCCCAUGCAGAAAGUGCAAGAUCAUAUGGGCUGUCAGAAAGUAUCUGACUUGUACUAUGUCUGCAACCAUUAUACAAAGGAAGGGAGUAUUAAGAUCUUUCCUUAGAUCUGCCUGACCCAGCUCUUUCCCCAGCUGCUGCCCAGCUCUUGUUCCUCAGGAACAGCCAACCACCCUGCAUGAAAAUGGAGUGAAAAACAAGAGAGAUCUUUCUUUUGAUCUGUUUUGAGAAUUAUUCCCCCUGAUCAAAAUCCCGACUAGUCUUGUAUGUGUGCAGUCAGAGGGUGCACACCUGCAGCAAUAGUGUCCCUCCUGAAGCACAGGCACUCCCAUGUAGGGGAAGACACACAUGGGAGUGACCUUCAGGAAUAUAAUUGCACAUUGCUCAGAGCACUUCUGGGGGAAGAGGAGAUUAGUGGAAUAUCACCCCCCACCCCACCCACACAUGUGUAAGAACCUGGCCUUCAGAAACAGGAAUGCUUUUGCUGCAGGCAGGCAUCCUUUGGCUGCAUGCACACAGCUUUAAUCAGGAUGUUGGCCUCUGUCUUUUCCCGAUUCUCCUUCCAUGUGACUCUCCUUCCUUUCCUCCAUAAUAUCCCUUAUCUUUGCAUAUGGACUGUGAGCCUGAAGGCAAGGUUUCUAUUAUUUUUAUGUGUUGUACAGCACCUAAUAAUUUCAGGUACAAAUAAAUAAAUAAAUACCAGCAUCA